AUGUGGAAGGUUCAUAUCAUCUCUACAGAAACCAUCAAACCAUCAUCUCCAACUCCUCCUCACCUUUCCAAGAUCCUGCUCUCCUUGCUGGACCAGCUCAACCGUCCGCACUACAUCCGCUUUGUUCUCUUCUACUCCAACAAUGGCGGCAGCCCACUCGAUAAUUGUCAACAGCUGAAGAAAUCUCUAUCAGAAACCUUGAGCCGCUUCUACCCACUAGCUGGUCGGAUAGAAGGAGACAGCUCGAUCGAGUGUAACGACAUGGGUGCUGGUUUCAUACAAGCCCGAGUCGACGGUCAGCUUACGGAGUAUCUCCGAAUGCCUGAUAUCAAGGCAGUCGAUGGAUUCCUCCCUUGCGAGCUUACUCGCACCAGGUCUGGUAGGGAUGUCCUUCUGGCAGUCCAACUCAACUCAUUCGACUGUGGGGGACUGGCGAUCGGCGUCGGCAUAUCACACAAGGUCGCCGAUGCGGCCUCUUCGUUCAUGUUCCUCAAUGGGUGGGCCGCGACGGCUCGUGGGGCUGCUGAUGAAGUGAUGGCCCCCACUUUCGAGUUCGCUAAGCUUAUCCCACCGAUAGAAAUCCCACCGUCUAUGCAGAACUCUAUGCCCAUGGAAGAGAAUCUCGUGACCAAGUGUUUUGUGUUCGACGGCUCAAAGAUUGCCGCGCUACGUACUAGAGCUACCGGUGCCUCGUACGUGGGCCAGCCCACCCGUGUUGAGACAGUAUCGGCGCUCAUCUGGAGAUGUAUCAUUAAGCUGAGACCCUCGACGGCAUCCGUCGCAUUUCAUAUCGUUAAUUUACGUAGACGGAUGGUGCCGCCAUUGCCAGACCAUUUGUUUGGCAAUUUUAUAAGCAUUGGUGCAACUUCACCAGUAAUAGAUGGAGUGGGAGAUGGGGACAUGCAACACUACUUAGAAAGCGAACUCAAGGAUGCAAUAAGGAAAGUGGACGGUAAUGAUAUUAUAAAAUUGCGAGGACUAGAUGGGCCUCAAGAGAUCCUUGCGUUCCUUAAAGCUUUGAGUGAGAAGUGUUCUAGUCAAUCCGGUAUGGAUCUUUGUUACUUCAAUAGUUGGUGUGGUUUUCCCAUCUAUGAUGUGGAUUUCGGUUGGGGACGGCCCAUUUGGGAUGUUACACUUUCAAAGGUAGCACUAAAAAAGCAGGGCAAAACCAUCGGUGUUGACAUUCUCCGACUGCUUUUAGCCAUCAGUAGGGCCGUUGGGAAAGGAGGUGUCAGUGUUUGUUGCCGAUAG
Molecule: messenger RNA, 1251 nt
Organism: Magnolia sinica
Lineage: Eukaryota; Viridiplantae; Streptophyta; Magnoliopsida; Magnoliales; Magnoliaceae
Product: vinorine synthase-like
Exons: 2
Coding region: 1-1251 (416 amino acids)
Source: RefSeq, a predicted model, not a curated record